Leptidea sinapis is the source of this 2752-nucleotide messenger RNA. Its product is annotated as transmembrane inner ear expressed protein. NCBI's taxonomy places the organism in Eukaryota, Metazoa, Arthropoda, Insecta, Lepidoptera, Pieridae. The record is from RefSeq and is a predicted model, not a curated record. Bases 69 to 593 code for a protein of 174 amino acids. The transcript has 4 exons.
CUGGUCAUAUCAUUGUUGUCCUAGUUAAACAUUAUUCAAUUAGACCAUAAUAGAAUUAUUCAAUUACUAUGGAUCCAUUAAUGGGUGCAAUUGAAAACGCAGAGGAACCCGAAUGGCUUGAAAAACUCGUAUUUGGAGAAGUAAGAGUGUGGCAAAUUAUGUUUCUUUGCCUUGCUGGUAUCACGACACUAAUUGUCAUGGUGUGUUGCUGUUUCCGUUUCCGGAUUCCUCGCACGAAACAGCAGAUAGAAGCGGACUACAAGCGGCGGAAAAUAACUAAUAAGUUUAGACAACAACUGGAGACUAUACACGAUAGUAAAAUGGACACGAUAUCUUUAAAAGACGCAUUAGACCUGCUGCACAAGCAAAAUCAUUCAAUGGAAGAAAACCAGGGAUUUCAGCCGAGCUCAAUGUCUCCGCAACAAAGUUCACUUGAGACUUCCAUACAGCAGAAUGUGAAAAUAACAGAACCAGAUCCACCGGGAGGACUCAGCUUCGUAAAGUUCGCCACCAAAGUUGCCAACUUAUCAAAAAUAAGUCCACCCAAAUCUCCCACCUCACCAACUGCGACCGGAAGCAAAAUGGAUUUUUAAAAAUGUUUUAUAGUAAUUAACUAGAAAUAUAAGAUAGUUAACAAUGCAAAUGUAAAACAAUCGCUGCCCUUUGUGCGUUAAAUCAUUGGUGCGCUAGGGACGUUCUAUCGAUAAACGCUCACAAUUCUUCAUUCAUCUCAAUAUCAGAGCAAUGUAUGUUUGUCAUGAGUAUAAUAAUGUAUCGUUAAUAAAACUUGCACAACCUAGGUAAAUGCGUAAUACCAUGCGUAAGUAUUUUAAGCAUAAAAAUUAUUAAAUUAUAUUGUUAUGAGUUUUGAGACUCUAAUAAAAAAUAAUGAUAACAGCACAAAGCUUGGAAAACGAAAACCUCACCUGUACAUUUUUACUUUUUAAAUUAUACUUCUUUAGGUGCUAUAUGAAAAUAUGAUGAGAGUGAAUGCGAAUGACUAUAACACAAAAGUAACAGGGUGAAGUUGGUUCCUAAAAUUUUCUGGUUUUGCGACAUUUUUUUUUGGUUUCUUCGUCCAUUAUUAGGAUAGGCAAAGGGUUCAAGCCCAUCCAGCCGUAUUCGUUAUUUAGUAAUUAAUUGUCAAAGCCAUCGUUGCAAGAUUUUUAGAAUAUUGUUCUUUCUACAAACGUAGAAUGGCACGAGGAAUAAAUAAUUUUAAAGAUUUUUGCUUUGUUAGGCCAAAGAAGUAUAACUUCUUGCGUGCAUACAUAACUACACACACACUUUUUUUUAAUUGCAAUACAAUUUUAACAAUUAAAUCCAGGUCCAAGCCAUUGUCGGCGCACUAUUAAUACGGAUGUAGGUAACAAAUUUGGAGAUUGUAAUAAAAAUAAUAUUGUUUUUAUUAAUACGUAUGUAUCCAUCCUUACUCUGUGGUUAUACUUCAUCUGUCUUAUUAAUAAAUGCGAUGUAAAGUUACUCCGAGUUUAAAAUUACUUCUCCCUGACAUGUAAUUCUGUAGUGACAAAAGUAAGAUAAAGACAAAAGUUUUACAAAUGGAGUAGCUUUAGGCCACGUUCAGAUGACAAGCGCUCAACGAGCGUUGAAUAUUAUUAUAUAGUGUUCGCAUAGUACGCGUUUGUCAGGCGUUAAAUGCGUGCCGCCCUGUUUCAGUUUGAGUUCUACAUUUGUCGGACAUGGAUGUAUAAACAAUUUCUUGUUUCCUUCAUUGUCAUGCUCUUUACAGAAUAUAAGGACGAGUUCUUUCCAAGCCCGUCUUCUUAAAUUCUUAUCUGAAUAAUCGCUUCUUGUCAUGUCCCAAAUCGCAGGACGUUUCUCUAUUUCAUCAAUCAAUAAUUCCUAUAAAAGCUUCGGUUUCCAUUUCGGACGAUUUCCGGACGAACUAGAUGAACCCUAAAAUAUGUAUAUCCACGUCGAAAGCGCGCGCCAGAACACUUACUCUAACGAGGCGCGUGCUCAACUGAACGGAAACAUAGAAAACUAAUGAUCUCCAAGCGCGCGUUGACAAGAAUGGAGCGCUAGCGCAGCGUUCAUUGCGCGCUUUAUUAAAACGCGCGUUAGCAUGUGUACGGCCUGAAUAAAAUGUAUGUAGUUGUAAGCGCGCGUUAUCAAAACGCGCGUUGAGCGCUUGUCAUCUGAACAUGGCUUUACACUGCGUAUAUUAAUAAGACAGGUAAAGUAUACUUAAUUCAUUAUUAUUAAAAUUUUGAACUGAACGAGGCCAUCUUUUUUUUGACAGAAAGGUUGUAAGGGCGCGCCAAUAAUGUCUGUACACGGCUAGUGGGGUGGAUCUAGCUUAUAUUGCCAGUUCAGACAACUCGCCAUCACAAAGGUUAUUUUGCAUGACAGAGUGCGCCAAUUUGGCCAGACUUAUCCGGUGCGCAGUAAAAGUGUACUUUAUCCUAUUUUUGUUGAUGAAUAAUUAAUUUGAAAAUUACCACAUUCUAUUUAUAUUAAGCAUUAUUAAGAACUGAUGUAACUUUCUUCUCAAAAUUAUUGUUAACUUCAUUAUAAAAUAGAUAUGUUUGACCACAUUUUGGUGCUGUCUUUAUUGUCUGUUAGUAUUAUAUGCAUUUUGUACUUAUAUUCGAGCUUGUAACGACAUUUGCUAACUUGUUAUUUAAAAUAUAAGAAAAUUUGUGAUAAACGCUUUUCUAGCUUCUUCAAAUACGUGACGGUAGCAUGUCUAAAUAGUUUAAGGAUAAAUUAAACAACAUAUUGUAAUGCA